This is a messenger RNA of Theobroma cacao (cacao), 1989 nucleotides long. NCBI's taxonomy places the organism in Eukaryota, Viridiplantae, Streptophyta, Magnoliopsida, Malvales, Malvaceae. The record is from RefSeq and is a predicted model, not a curated record.
AUGCUAGCUUCUAAGCCUUCCAUUGAGGAACCACCUAUUUUGGAAUCCAAACCUCUACCUGCACACUUGAGGUAUGCUUUUCUUGGAAAAUCUUCUACUCUUCUAGUUAUUAUUUCUGCUGCUAUUACUAACAUGCAAGAGGAGAAGUUAUUGACGACACUUAGAGAAAUCAAGAAAGCAAUAGGGAGGACCAUAGCUGAUAUUAAGGGAAUUAGCCCUUCUGUUUGCAUGCACAAAAUUCUCCUUGAGGAAAAUCACAAAGUCACAAUUGAACGGCAAAGAAGAUUGAAUCCCAUCAUGAAAAAAGUAGUCAAGAAGGAAAUCAUCAAGUGGUUGGAUGCUGAAAUAAUUUAUCCUAUCUCUGAUAGCUCAUGGGUUAGUCUAGUUCAAUGUGUUCCUAAGAAAAGAGGAAUGAUUGUGGUGGCCAAUGACAAUAAUGAGCUCAUUCCAACAAGAACUAUGAUUGGAUGGAGAAUGUGCAUGGACUACUACAAGCUCAACAAAGUGAGAAGGAAAGAUCACUUCCCUCUUCCAUUCAUUGAUCAAAUGUUGGAUAGCUUGGCUGACAUGAUGGAUAAAUGUUUGGAGGUAUUUGUGGAUGAUUUUUAUGUCUUUGGAAAUAAUUUUGGUAAUUGUCUCUUAAAUCUUGCUAAGAUCUCUAGUAGCGGCAUUGAGGUAGAUAAAGUAAAAAUUGAAGCAAUUGAGAAAUUACCACCUCCAAUAAAUGUCAAAGAUGUGCCAUUUAAGUUUGAUAAUGAAUGUCUUGCUACUUUUGAUGAAUUGAAGAAAAGAUUAAUAUCUGCACCUAUCAUAAUUAGUCUUGAUUGGACUCUUCCUUUUGAACUAACGUGUGAUGCGAGUGAUUAUGUGGUGGGAGCUAUUUUGGGACAAAGGAAGGAUAAAAUCUUCCAUUCCAUCUAUUAUGCUAGCAAGACUUUGAAUAAGGCCCAGAAAAAUUAUACCACAACAGAAAUGAAGCUCUUAGCUGUAGUGUUUGUUUUUGACAAAUUUCGCUCCUAUCUCAUAGGGAUGAAGGUGAUAGUGUACAUUAACCAUUCAGCUAUCAAAUAUUUGAUUUAUAAGAAGGAUGCUAAACCAAGAUUGAUAAGGUGGAUUCUCUUGCUACAAGAGUUUGAUCUAGAGAUUCAUGAUAAAAAAGGAACAGAAAAUCAAGUGGCAGAUUACCUUUCAAGAUUGGAGAUUAAAGAUCAAGGUAAAGAUUCAACCUUAAUUAAGGAGACUUUCCCUGAUGAACAAAUCCUUCAAGUUGGUAAGAAAUCACUUCCUUAUGUAAAGACUAGAUUACAGAAAAUGCGUUCCAGAAGAAGAGAUUCAAAGUGUGCUUCACCAUUGCCAUUCUUCCGAUUAUGGAGGACACUUUGGAGGAAUAAGGACUGCUGCUACAGUCCUUCAAUCAGGUGCCAAAGGGUAGGUAAUAUCUCAAGGCGACAUGAGAUGCCUUUCAACAACAUCUUGGAGAUAGAAAUUUUUGAUGUAUGGGGUAUUGACUUCAUGGGUCCGUUCAUAUCUUCAUACAACAACAAAUACAUUUUGCUUGCUGUUGAUUAUGUCUCCAAGUGGGUUGAAGUAGCAACCUUUCCUCAUAAUGACUCAAAGGUGGUGAUGAAUUUCAUUAAGAAGAAUAUUUUCACUCAAUUUCGCAUUGCUAAGGCAAUUAUUAGUGAUGAGGGAAGUCACUUUUGCAAUAAGUAUUUUGAUGCACUUCUAGCAAAAUAUGGAGUUAAACACAAGGUUGCCACUACGUACCAUCCUCAAACUAGUGGCCAAGCGAAAGUAUCGAAUCGUAAAAUCAAGAGGAUUUUGGAGAAGAUAGUUUGUCCCACAAGAAAGAAUAAGGUAAAAAGAUUGGAUGAUGCAUUGUGGGCAUAUCGAACUGCUUACAAGACCCCAAUUGGUAUGUCUCCAUAUAAGUUGAUCUUUAGCAAAGCUUGUCACUUACCGGUGGAACUUGAACAUGAUGCUUAUUAG